This is a messenger RNA of Paramecium tetraurelia, 909 nucleotides long. RefSeq lists its product as uncharacterized. NCBI's taxonomy places the organism in Eukaryota, Ciliophora, Oligohymenophorea, Peniculida, Parameciidae. The transcript is spliced from 3 exons. The record is from RefSeq and is a predicted model, not a curated record. Gene Ontology annotation, biological process: regulation of transcription by RNA polymerase II; regulation of cell cycle. Gene Ontology annotation, cellular component: nucleus; transcription regulator complex. Gene Ontology annotation, molecular function: RNA polymerase II transcription regulatory region sequence-specific DNA binding; DNA-binding transcription factor activity, RNA polymerase II-specific.
AUGGAUUACGAUGGAGAGGCUAGUCAGUUUCCAGAUGUCUCACGUUUUAGUUUCAAUCCAAACGGAGUCCUGCAUCCUAAACCAGUUUACUCACAAUGCUCAUUUACAGGAGUGAAGAAGAAAAGCUUUUCGCUGCAUGGUUCUAAGAAUAAGGGAUUGAGAAAUCUGAGUUAUAAGGUGAAAAAGAUAAUUGAAUCAGAGUCACAGACGACUUAUAGGUUCGUGGCUGAUAAAUUGGUGUCAGAGGACAGCGAGUAAAAGAAGGAGGAAUAGAAUGUGAAGCGUCGAGUCUAUGAUGCACUCAAUGUCUUGAUCGCGGCUGGGGUUAUUAUAAAGAAGAAGAAGUUCUUGUUUGCAACGCCAGAGACUUUCAAGAGUGGGAAGUACUUAAUGAUCUUAAUAGGGUGCCAUAACAAAGACAAAUGGCAGAAGAUUAAGGAAGAUCAGUAGUUGAGAACCAAGAAGCAUCAAGUCUUGAGUCAUAAGAAGCAAUACUUGAUUGAUCUAGUGAAGAAGAUGCUCUGCAUUCGCCAUCUGAUAACUAAGAACAAUAAUAACAAAAGUCUUCCCAAUAGUUAGAAUGCUGCUGAAGCAUUCUUGAAAGACGAAAAGGUGGAACCCUCUCAAGUACCUUGUAGUUAAUAGAGUAUCUAAAGUGGAAUCUUACUCUACUCCUACGUUCAACCACAAACAGUAUUUCAAUUCCCUAUUUUUGCUUUCUGGAGUAAACCAGAGGAUCUACGAAUAGUGAUCAAAUCACAAAAGGAAGUGUCUUUGACCUCUAAAAGGUUCUGCUCUUUUAUGUCUGAAGUAGAACUGAUCCAGAAUGUUCACCAAUCAGCUUUAUUGUCCAAAGUCUUUGAUAAUAAGUCUUUUGUUAGUUUCUAUUUGAACUUAACCAAAAAUUGA